GAAAGAGAAUCCAUCAACAAUUUUAAAUACAUGAUAGAAAAACAGUGGUCUUUUGAACUUUCAACUAACGCAUGCAAGGAAAUAUAUCAAAAUAAGUGGAACAAGCCAGCUAUACUUCCGUUGACAUCAGACAUUAAAUUAUUUAGAGAUUACAUUAUUAGUGUGGAAAAAGAGGCGUAUCACUCACUUAAAUUAAAUCCAGAUAAUAUGUCAGCGUUUAAAGAGCUCCAAGAAAGUAUAAUGGUACAAAUUGUAUUGCUUAACCGGCGUAGGGCUGGAGAAGUGCAACGUAUCCUAUUAGAUACUUACAUCAAUGCACCGUCAGAAGUUUCUCAGGAAGAAAUUAGCCAUGCGCUGUCUCCGGUUGAAUUAGAACUUACUAAAAGUUUUAAAAGAAUAGUAAUCCGCGGAAAGCGUGGACGAGGUGUUCCAAUUUUGUUCACAAUACAUCAGCAAAAGCGUUUGACUUUUUUAUUGAAACUUAGAGAAUCUGCUAGCUUUAUAAACAAUGAAAACCCAUUCUUAUUUCCUUUAACACAAUGUUCUACUAGUUGUAUGAGAGCUUCUGAUGUUAUUCGAAAAUUUGGUCAAAAAUCUGGGGCAGAGCAUCCGGAAAAUAUUACUUCAACUCGUCUGAGAAAACACGUUGCCACGGUUUCACAAUUGCUCAAUUUAUCUGAUGGCGAUAUAGAACAACUUGCAACAUUUAUGGGUCAUACGAAAGACAUUCACAAACAUUUUUAUAGACUGACUGAUAAUGCAUUUCAGGUAGCAAAAGUCAGCAAACUGCUGUUACUCAUGGAAAAAGGCGAGGGCCAGAAGUAUCGCGGGAAGACUUUAGAUGAGAUCAACAUCAGUGCUAAUGAUUUAGUUUCUGACGAAGAUGAAAAUGAAGCGGAUGAUGAUUUACAAGAAAAGGACUCCUCCCCAGACCUCGAUCUAAUAAAUGAAUUAAAUACAGAAGAACCACGUUCAGUUAUAAAAAAACAAAUGUUAAACAAAAAUAUUAAAAUUAUACCGUGGACCGACAAUGAAAAACAAAUAAUGACUAAACAUUUUAAAAAUAACAUUUUUUUAAAUAAAGCUCCCAAAAAACAUGAAUGUGAAAAUUUUGCAAAACAAAAUAAAAUUAAUAAGCCUUGGAAAAAAAUAAAAGAUUUUGUGCACAAUGCUGCCAAUAGCUAUAAAAAUAAAAAUUUGAAGUAAUAAUCAUCAAGUAAUAUUACUAUUUACUAUGUUAUUAUUCAAUUUUUUGCAAGCUGGUUAAUUUUAUAAUAAAUACAGAUAUAA
Molecule: messenger RNA, 1290 nt
Organism: Rhopalosiphum padi (bird cherry-oat aphid)
Lineage: Eukaryota; Metazoa; Arthropoda; Insecta; Hemiptera; Aphididae
Exons: 2
Coding region: 31-1206 (391 amino acids)
Source: RefSeq, a predicted model, not a curated record